Durio zibethinus is the source of this 2728-nucleotide messenger RNA. RefSeq lists its product as uncharacterized. The record is from RefSeq and is a predicted model, not a curated record. Gene Ontology annotation, molecular function: protein binding. Lineage: Eukaryota; Viridiplantae; Streptophyta; Magnoliopsida; Malvales; Malvaceae.
CAGUUAAUACGAUUUUACAAAACUGACCCUCCUAACCAUGUGGAAAUUGCUUUCCUGUCACAUGCUAAAAUUAGAUUUCAGGAUCCAAAGCCUUCUUUGCUGUCCGAAAUCAAAUCAGACACAUCAAAUUCCCUCACCGGAACUCUCUUUCGCUCUCCCUCGAAUAAGGCCAAGGAGCACGUUGCCGCCACCGCCGCCGCCGCCACGACCACCCUCAGCGCCUAAACUCAAGUUCCCAUUUUGAAAAGGUACGAUCUCGAUAAAAUCCGAUCCGAUCAGUUAAUCUCUGCUUAGAUCCACACAUUUGCAAAAACCAUGAACUCGAAUUACGGGAGGGGUUCAUCAGGUUCGCUAAAAACCUUCGAUUUUGAUCUCGGCCUCGGGUCAGGCCGACCCAAAUCCCUCAACGACCAAAAGAACAAAACCAUCUCUUCAUUUUCAUCUUAUUCAUCAACAGCAACAUCAGCUGCACAAUCGAAGCCCGCGUGGGAACUCAACAAGCCCUCAAGGACGCACCAACCCGCCUCAAAUCAGGUCAACCAAUCCGGGUUAUCUGGACCCACUUCCAUGGUGGGAGACAUCUUUGGGAAGGGCUGGGCCUCUUCGGGUCCUUCAGGGGGUAAUAGUUCUGGUGUUGGAAUUGUUAACAACAGCCCUAAUUUGUUUGGAGAUUUGGUUAGCUCUGCUUUGGGACAGGGUAAGAGUAAUAGUAAUUCUAAUGUUCCUUUGAAAAAUUCAAAUCCUACUUCUAAUUCUUCAAUUAGAAGCCCGUAUUCAAUGGGGAAUUUGGCUGAUUCAUUGCCAAAAAGUAGUGGAAAUUGGGGAACUUAUGGUGGAUAUAAUAAUACCAGUGGUCUUAGUAAUAUUAAUGUCAAUGUUAAUAAUAGUAAGAGUCAGAAUCUUGGGGGUCCUUCGAUGAAAAGUAUGGCUGGAGGAGCUGGUGGAGUUGGAAGUGGGAUUGGUUUGAAGAAGGACCCUUUCAGUUCUUUGGUUGAUUUUUCAUCGAAACCAUCAGGUAGUCUUAAUUCAGGAAGUAAUAAAGGAAAUAAGGCGAAUGUCACGGAUGAUGGAUUUGGAGAUUUUCAGAAUGCUUCAAUACCAACCACAACUACAUUUCCAUCUAGUGGUUUUGGUUCGAGUAAUAAUGAUUUUAUGGGGUCAAAUAUGGCUUCUGGUUUGAAUAUGGAUGAUUUUGGGAUGCCUGCAAAGAAUGUUGUAUCUCAAAGUCAGCCAUCUGUCCAAAGCUCGGGUGGUGAUCCUCUGGAUAUGUUUUUUUCAUCAUCUUCAGCAUCAGCUGGCGUUGCUACCCAAGCAUCUGGUGGAGGUGGAGGGCAGCAAUUUUCGGGAGUUGAUGAUUGGGGGUUGGACUCUGAGUUUGGAGGAGCAGGAGGAACUGAUGGAGGUGGUUCAACAACUGAGCUUGAAGGGCUUCCUCCUCCACCGGCUGGGGUCACAGCAUCUUCUGCUAAGAACAAGGGCAUCGACAAUCAGAAGCAAGGCCAGUAUGCUGAUGCCAUUAAGUGGCUAUCCUGGGCAGUGAUUCUUUUUGAGAAGACAGAUGAUAAGGCUGGCAUCAUGGAGGUUUUAUCAUGUAGGGCUUCUUGUUAUAAAGAGGUUGGGGAGUAUAAGAAGGCUGUAGCUGACUGUUCAAAGGUGCUAGAGCAUGAUGACACCAAUGUGUCUGUCCUUGUACAGCGGGCACUCUUGUAUGAAAGCAUGGAGAAAUACAAACUUGGGGCAGAAGAUCUGAGAACUGUUCUGAAGAUUGAUCCUGGUAACAGGAUUGCAAGAAGUACCGUCCAUCGCUUGGCUAAAAUGGCAAACUAGCAGGUUUUAAGAUUCUUUUGCUUGAAUUAGCUUCUUCAUUUAGGUCUACACCUUUUCCCCUCUUACCAUGAAGAGAAUUAUGGGGAAGAAUAACUUUUUUCCUAGAUACACAGUCUUUCAAUAUAUGGGACAUUGCAGAGGGUUUUACAUGUUUGAUCUGGUUGAUUAUUAUUUCUUGUUUUGAUUGUGAUUGGAAAUGGUUCUUCUUUGAUACUUAGCUUUUGGAAUUUGCAAUCGAAUAUCAGCAUGUAUGUUUUCGUGUAUUACUGUAUACUUUUUAGAACAAUAUUCUAUGGUUGAUUAUCAGACUUGAGCUCAGCAUGUUCUUGGAAUUAUGAGACGAUGCGGCAAGCACAAUUCAUUGUUGUUUCAGGUGAAAGCACGAUACAAUCCUCUGCUCUCAACAAGUUUGCACUUAUUAUCUGUUUAUAUUAGCUGCUUUAGAUCAAUUGUGGUAUUGUAUUGGAUGAAAUGACCAUUUGGUAUAGCCACUGAUGCUAUAGCAAUUUGUUGUCCUCCCAUGGAUGAAGUUUGACCAUCUAUUUCAAAACCUGUGAAAUUGAACCCGAGGUCCCUAAGUGAAAACAAACAGACUGACCUGGACAAUUGCCUACAUGGAUGGUUUAUGAUUUGCAUAUAGAUGUACUUGACUAUCGAAUGAAUGAAGAAAUUAAGAAUCAGCAAACCAUUGGAAGACACUUUUGGUGGCAAGCCGGUAAGAAAGUGAAGAAGCAUUCAAUUUUAAACUCUCCUGAUGAUAAGGCCUAACAGAAUUUGAUGGGCUCAUGGGCUUUUAGAAUGGUUCGUUACUUUGUAGCCGUGUGGCUUGUAGGGUUACUAGGACUAUCUUAAGGGAAUAUUGUUGCAGAGGUACAAUGCAUUUGUUAUUCUAUCCUAAUGA